AUGCGGAAGGAGGCAUGCAUUUACUUCAUCGUCACCCAAGCCGAAUACCUUCCCCAUCGCCUCUCCCUCCUUGAGAAGGAGAAGGAAGUCACUCGCGCCCGCGACGCCGUCAGCAAAGAACGCCGCAAAUUGCCACUUGUCGAAGUGACCACGCCCUAUACUUUCACUGCCCUCGACGAGGCGACAGGAAAACCCAAACCAGUCACGCUCCUCGACCUCUUCGCCGGCCGGCCGCAACUCAUUAUCUACCAUUUCAUGUUCGAUCCUGAAUGGGAUGCGGGAUGUCCAAGCUGCUCUUUGCUAGGCGACACCGUUCCGCCCUUGCAGCAUCUGAACUCUCACUCCACCACCUUUGUCGCCGUCAGUCGCGCACCCAUCGAGAAAAUCACCGCUUACAAGAAGCGCAUGGGUUGGUCGUUCCCCUGGGUCUCGUCCAGCGGGACUUCCUUCAACUACGAUUUCCACGUCACCGGGGAUGACAGCAUUGCCCCAGUGCAAUACAACUUCAAGAACAAAGCCGAGCUCGAGAGCCGAGGCCAGUCUUACUUCGCCCGCGGCGAACAGCCAGGUCACUCGGUCUUUAUUGUCGGUGGACGUCUUGGUGUUGGUGAGGAAGGCAAAGUGUAUCAUUCGUACUCGACAUAUUCCAGAGGAGGCGAGCAGAUCAUCAAUACCCUGAGUUGGUUGGAUAUGACCCCUUUGGGCCGCCAAGAUGGGGUCAACGGUGUCGGUGGACUUGGGUACAAGAGACACGAUGAGUACACUGAGGAAGAUCUCAAGGGUUUGGAUGUCAAGAUCCAAGCUUGA
This is a messenger RNA of Rhinocladiella mackenziei CBS 650.93, 807 nucleotides long. RefSeq lists its product as uncharacterized. Lineage: Eukaryota; Fungi; Ascomycota; Eurotiomycetes; Chaetothyriales; Herpotrichiellaceae. The record is from RefSeq and is a predicted model, not a curated record. The transcript is spliced from 2 exons. The coding region runs from base 1 to 807 and encodes 268 amino acids.